AUGUUGAAAGGUGAACCCACUUACGGUCCAGAGCUUCAGAUGUCUACUUUACAAGCGCAAAGAUACCUUCCCAAAAAAAUCAUGGAGGGGAGGAGUUCAAAUAGGGAGAUAAGGAAGAGGCAGGAUGAUUCACGUCCAUCUCAUUCAUCACUAAUGCUUGCAUUAGCUGUAGCAAUGGUAACGGUUCAUUCAUUCGAAUACACGCAUUACUGUUUUUAA
Messenger RNA from Pichia membranifaciens NRRL Y-2026, 219 nucleotides. RefSeq lists its product as hypothetical. The transcript has a single exon. The record is from RefSeq and is a predicted model, not a curated record. Lineage: Eukaryota; Fungi; Ascomycota; Pichiomycetes; Pichiales; Pichiaceae. Bases 1 to 219 code for a protein of 72 amino acids.